Molecule: messenger RNA, 2406 nt
Organism: Calidris pugnax (ruff)
Lineage: Eukaryota; Metazoa; Chordata; Aves; Charadriiformes; Scolopacidae
Gene: TTLL6
Product: tubulin tyrosine ligase like 6
Exons: 14
Biological process (GO): protein polyglutamylation; microtubule cytoskeleton organization
Cellular component (GO): cilium
Molecular function (GO): tubulin binding; tubulin-glutamic acid ligase activity
Source: RefSeq, a predicted model, not a curated record
AUGGAGGCGGGCAGCGGCGGGGGGCUGCCGGUACCGGGAGACCCCCCGGGCGGGGAGGCGGCCCCUACGGUCCACCCCGCUCCUCCCGGCGGCUCCCCGGGCUCCGAGCCGCGGAAAAGGCGGAGGAAGCGCAGCGUUCCCUCCAUCAACCUCACCAGCUGCAAGUACGAGAGCGUGCGGCGGGCGGCGCGGUGCUGCGGGCUGAAGGAAGUGGGAGAAAACGAGGAGUGGACGGUGUAUUGGACAGACUACUCGGUCUCCCUGGAGCGCGUCAUGAAAAUGAAGCGGUUUCAGAAAAUCAACCAUUUUCCAGGCAUGAUAGAGAUCUGCCGUAAGGACUUACUGGCUCGCAACCUUAACCGCAUGCUCAGGCUCUUUCCCAAGGAGUACAAUAUAUUUCCCCGCACUUGGUGCCUGCCAGCUGACUAUGGAAACUUCCAGGCCUACAGGCGCACAAGGAAAAACAGAACAUUCAUCUGCAAGCCCGACAGUGGCUGCCAGGGGAGAGGCAUCUUCAUCACACGCAAUCCAGAGGAGAUCAAACACGGGGAGCAUAUGAUCUGUCAGCAGUACAUCGCUAAGCCUUUCCUGAUUGAUGGCUUUAAAUUCGACAUGCGUAUCUAUGUGCUUGUCACGUCUUGUGACCCGCUGAGGAUUUUUGUCUACAAGGAGGGUCUGGCCCGGUUUGCCACCAUGAGGUACAUCGAUCCCAGCAGCAGAAACCUGGGUGAUAUCUGCAUGCAUUUGACCAAUUAUGCUAUCAACAAACGUAAUGAGAACUUCGUCCAGGACGACACGAUGGGCAGUAAGAGGAAACUGUCCACCGUGAAUGCCUGGAUGAUGAAUAACAGCUACAACACCACAAAACUCUGGGAAGAUAUUGAAGAUAUUAUUAUAAAGACUCUUAUUUCAGCUCACCCUGUUGUGAAGCACAAUUACCAAAGCUGCUUCCCGAACCACACCACUGUCUGUGCCUGCUUUGAGAUACUGGGCUUCGAUAUUUUGCUGGACAGAAGGUUGAAGCCGUGGCUGCUAGAGGUGAACCACUCUCCCAGCUUCACCACAGACUCUCGCCUGGACCGCGAGGUGAAGGACGCUCUGCUCUGUGACACCAUCAAGUUGAUAAAUGUGGAUGCCUGUGACAAAAGGAGGGUGCUGGAGGAGGACAAACAGCGGGCAAAGGAACGGCUCCUGCAGGGCCACCAGGCUUUCCGUGCAUCCAGGCGUGAGGGGUUGGAGAGCAGCCAGGCUGCCUGGCUGUCCCAGGCGGAGAAGUACGAGGACUCCCACCUGGGCGGUUACCGGCGCAUCUAUCCCGCCUGUGGAACAGAGAAGUAUGAGCCAUUUUUCAAGCAGAGCUGCUCCCUCUUCCACGAAACGGUGUCAUCCAAGGCACGGGAGGAGUGUGCCAGGCAUCAACUGGAGGAAAUUCGCCUGAAAAAAGAAAAGGUGAAAGCUAUUACCAGGAAGCAGAAAAAGGAGAGGAAAGAAGACCUGCCUGGAGAGCCAGCUGGGGAGAAAUCCCAGAUCCAUAAUAAAGGCACAGCUCCUACAACCCGCCUCACCUAUAGAAGCACCAGGAUGUGGGACAGAAAGCUGCAGCGCGUGCAGUACGACUCUAUGCGACCCCAGGAUAUCGUGGAAAGCGAGGAGAAGAAAAGAGUAGAUGCUCUUCUGCAGCGUGGGAACCUUAUCCGGGGCCUGGGCAUCGUGGACCAGCUCUCCCAGCUGCUCCCCACCGCCAACAGACCAGCCGACCCCCAGGGACCCUACGCUGCUCUCUCCAGCAGCCAGCCACAGUUCCUCUGGGAUGUGCUCAAGGCCCAGGACACCCACCGCUUAAUGACGCUCAUCCCCCUCUCUCCGGGAGGUGCAGCCCAGCCUUCGGGACAGCCCUUCGCGCACCAGCCCAGAGCUGCUGCCGAGCUGCUGGCCAGCCUGGGCUCAGACGCCACCGCCACGGGCAACCUCCUGGUUCGAGGCCAGAGCAUCCUUCGCCUUAAGCAGCCCAUGGUGCAGCAGGGCCCCUGGGCGCAGGACACGGGCUGGCUGCGUGGCCAGGCAGUGGGGACGGUGGUGGUUCCCCAGCCCCACACCCAACCCAAGGGGCUGCAAGUGAGAGGCCAGCGGCUCCCCGGCACCGGGAACAAGGCUGAAGGCUGGGAAGCUGGCAGGCUGUCCUGCACGGGCAGCAGUCACCCGGUGUCCCCCGCCAGCGUGGGGAGCAGCACAGGCGAUGGCAUCUUCAUCCCUGUCACCAUCCAGGCGCUCCCCGCGGCCCCCGCACAGCACACGCGUGUCCCGCACCCCAGCACAGGUAAGGGGGCAGGGGACACCCGCGCUCGGCCUUCCCGCGGGGGGUGCUCACAACACCCGCGGCUGCUGGGCGGGGAGGGUCGCCCCCGC